Diplodia corticola is the source of this 1668-nucleotide messenger RNA. Its product is annotated as trapp ii trs65. Lineage: Eukaryota; Fungi; Ascomycota; Dothideomycetes; Botryosphaeriales; Botryosphaeriaceae. The record is from RefSeq and is a predicted model, not a curated record. Gene Ontology annotation, cellular component: TRAPPII protein complex; trans-Golgi network. The coding region runs from base 1 to 1668 and encodes 555 amino acids. The transcript is spliced from 4 exons. Gene Ontology annotation, biological process: intra-Golgi vesicle-mediated transport.
AUGACGACAGCCAGGCUUCCGGGCCACUCGCGCACCACCAGCACUGAUUUUUCUGAGACUUCCCUGGUCGAGACCGUCGUGCCUGCUGCUUCGGCCGCCGAUCUGCAGAAGUCGCUCGCUGCAUGGGACGGCGCCAUAAACGAAGCCAGCACCUCGAUCCUGCCUUUCCAAGCCCAGAGGCAGUUUCUCUUCUUUGAUGAACUUGUCCCGGUCUACGUGGUCCUCCGCACGCCGACCACCGAUGAGAACACCCUCAAGUCCUACCUGGGCCGACUUGCCAUCAACGUCGAAGCUUACGCUACGUCGACGGCUCCUCUGUCUCACGCAGGCACUCCGCACGCACCCCCGCUAAAGGAACUUCUCCAUUCUGCCUCCGUCCUGAAUCCAGCAGAGCCGGUUCUCUUCUCUUCCAAGGGCGUCACUUACGAGAACGGCAAUUCUCAAGAGUAUUGCUAUGUAGCUUGGAAGGUUGAGGUCUUCAUAGGGCACCCGCGAUCAAGACUACCGAAACCGGUGGUUUACUUCUCGGUAGGGGCGUCUCUAAAGCCUGUGCAGCAGGUCAAAUCCGAGGUUCUGGAUGACGAGUAUCUACCGAGCUUGGCUCCUCUAUCAGGCAACCUGUUAGAGGCUUUUGCCAGAGACCCUGCCCUCCGGGGGGUAAAACCGCAUCUGUCCGCCUCGCGCAUCACCAAAGUCGCCCCGGCCCCGUCGGUGGAGCGCGACCUUUUGCGCCCGCUUCAGAAUGCCAGCAGGCGGACUUUUCGGGCGUUUCCGGCGCUUGCAUGGAGGAUUCGGUACACGAAGAGCUACGCUCCAGUGUCAGACCUCUCGAUUUUCGCAUCCUUCGAUUUUGAAGUAACCGGAAUGGCUGGCUACAGCUUGAGCCUGAACGAGGUUGAGCUUGCUCUUUCGGAUGGCCGCGUAGAGUCGUGUGGCGAGAACCUCGGUGGCGACUACGAGCAUGUCUACAAAUCCGGCGAUCAAGUUGCCCUGUUGUACAAGCUGAUACCUAACGAUGUGUCCAAGGAUUACACAGUGCCCAUGAACAUCCACGCGUUGGACGUCAGGAUAAGAGCAAAGGUGCUCCUAUCAGAAGAAUGCCAGCCAGAAGUCGCAAUCGACUGGAGGACAAACGUAGACAUCGCCCACGUGCUCAAAUCAAAACUCCGGGUCCCAGACCAUCUCCUCGGACGUUCAGCGCACCAGAGGAACCUGAGCAGCAUUAACUCUACUUCCUCGUCGAGGCAACUAGGACCCGAUUCUCUCCCAUACAUGGAAGGCGGCCAGCAAGAUGGCUCGUCGGCAGGCAUCAUUGACGUCGCAGUCACCAUAGUGGGGCCGGAGCGUGUCUACGUCGCGGAGCCCUUCGUCUGGGACGUAUUCAUUGUCAACCGUUCUGACAGGGAGCGCAGGCUGGAGUUCCAGGUCGUAUUCAAGGAUCUCGCUGUCGGGAAGUCGCCAGACUUACUUCUCCACACGUCGAGGGGGCUCCAUAUUGGUACGCUGGGGCCAUCCGCGUGCAAGAAUACGCAGAUAGAGCUGGAGCCAUUCAAAGAUGGGAUACUCAACCUGGAGGCUCUGCGCCUAAUAGACCUACAGACGGAGGAAUACACGGACAUACAUGACCUCCCAAUCAUUGUGUCAUAUGAACGAUCUGGCGGAGCAUGA